Zingiber officinale is the source of this 1189-nucleotide messenger RNA. RefSeq names its product hypersensitive-induced response protein 4-like. The record is from RefSeq and is a predicted model, not a curated record. The transcript has 5 exons. The coding region runs from base 51 to 929 and encodes 292 amino acids. Lineage: Eukaryota; Viridiplantae; Streptophyta; Magnoliopsida; Zingiberales; Zingiberaceae.
UUUCAUUUUCUCUCUGUGCGUUUCAACGGAGAGGAAGGGGAAGAAGGACGAUGACUGCUUCGUUCUUGUUCUGCGCUUGUAUUGACCAGGCGAGCGUCGGGAUCGUGGAGCAGUGGGGGAAAUUCCUCCGAAUCUCCGGCCCCGGCCUCCACUUCUUCAACCCCUUCGCUGGAGAGUUCCUCGCCGGCACCCUAUCCACCCGCGUCUCCUCCCUGGAUGUGCGCGUCGAGACCAAGACCAAGGAUAAUGUGUUUGUACAAUUAGUUUGUUCAAUUCAGUAUCGCAUUGUUAAAGAAAAUGCUGAUGAUGCUUUCUACGAGUUACAAAAUCCAGAAGAGCAGAUCCAAGCUUAUGUUUUUGAUGUGGUCCGAGCACAUGUUCCUAGAAUGACUCUUGAUGAACUCUUUGAGCAAAAAGGUGAUGUGGCAAAAGCAGUCCUUGAGGAGCUAGAAAAGGUAAUGGGAAGCUAUGGAUUUAACAUUGAGCAGAUUCUUAUGGUUGAUAUUAUACCAGAUUCUUCUGUGCGAAGAGCUAUGAAUGAAAUAAAUGCAGCACAGAGGAUGCAACUUGCUAGUGUCUACAAAGGCGAAGCUGAAAAGGUCCUCAUGGUGAAGAAAGCCGAAGCUGAGGCAGAGGCCAAAUACCUCGCAGGCGUUGGGGUGGCAAAGCAGCGCCAGGCGAUAACUGAUGGCCUGAGAGAGAACAUCCUGAAUUUCUCCCAUACGGUAUCCGGCACCACUGCUAAAGAGGUGAUGGAUCUGAUAAUGGUCACACAGUACUUUGACACCAUCAAAGAGCUCGGAAACUCAUCGAACAAUACGACCAUCUUCAUACCCCAUGGGCCCGGUCAUGUGAAAGAUAUCUCAGAUCAGAUCCGCAACGGAGUGUUGGAGGCAGCAGCAGGCAGUUCGCAGACGAACAAUCUCUGAUGUGUCUUUGGUAUUCAACGAAGUAUCUCCUGUAAUAACUACUAACUCGAAACCAAAAUGUUACUCUUUUCUUUUGCUCUGAGUUCGACUGUUGAACAUAGUUGAAAGGGUCUAUUUGGGGUUUGAAACUUGAGGUUUAAUAAGCAUGGCAGUUGUCAUCAUGUAAAAUUGUGCACGAUCUAUUUUGUUUUGAGUGAGUUGUAGCAAGUGGGCAAACAUUAAAAGACAUAUUUAGAAUAAUUUUUAAAAUUUUCUUUAAA